AUGCCUUACACACCGCUCGAGUCCGGCAAGAAGAGGGUCAUCCUCGGUCUCAUGACCUUUGGCCCCGACAAGGAAGCCGGUGCCCGUAUCACCGACCUCGAGGAGUUCAGGUCUAUCUUGGAUGUCUUCCAGGCCCAAGGCUACGGCGAGGUGGACACUGCCAAUGCCUACGUCGGGACCAAGCAGCAGGCGUUCACCAAGGAGGCGGGAUGGCAGGAGCGGGGCCUCAGGCUGGCAACCAAGUUCUACCCCAAUCCCCAGACCGGCGGGCACGAUGCUGCCAACAUCCGGAAGCGGUGCGAGGAGAACCUGGAGAGGCUCGGGUCCAAGUCGACCGACAUUUUCUACCUCCACGCGGCGGACCGGAACACCAACUUUGCCGAGACGCUCGGGGAGUGUGACAAGCUCCACAAGGAGGGCAAGUUCAAGCAGCUCGGCGUGAGCAAUUUUGCGUCGUUCGAGGUGGCAGAGGCGGUCAUGAUCUGUACGGAGAGGGGAUGGGUCAGGCCGACCAUCUACCAGGGGAUGUACAACGCUAUCACCCGCAACCUUGACAUCGAGACCAUCACCGCUUGCCACCGGUACGGUAUCGACGUCGUCGUCUACAACCCCCUCGCCGGUGGUCUCUUCUCUGGCAAAAUCAAGUCCAAGGACCAGAACCCGGAGGACGAGAACUCUCGGUUCGGAGCCAAGUCGGCCACCAGCGAGAACUACCGCAAGCGUUACUUCCGGGACACAACCUUUGACGCCUUAGCCAUGGUGGAGAAGGUUGCGGAGAAACACAAUCUCACCCUUCUCGAGAUCGCCCUCCGUUGGGUGAUGCACCACUCGGCGCUCAACGUGGCCAAGGAUGGCGGGGAUGGGAUCAUCAUCGGUGUCAGCAGUAAGGCGCAGCUGGAGAGCAAUCUGAAGGAUCUGGAGAAGGGGCCGCUGCCGGAGGAAGUGGUGCAGGUGCUGGACGAGGCGUGGAUCCACACCAAGGCGCUCAGCCCGCCGUACUGGCACGGCGAGCUCAAGUAUGGGUACGACACCCAGAAGGCUUUAUUCGGCAAGUAG
This is a messenger RNA of Dioszegia hungarica, 1056 nucleotides long. RefSeq names its product NADP-dependent oxidoreductase domain-containing protein. Lineage: Eukaryota; Fungi; Basidiomycota; Tremellomycetes; Tremellales; Bulleribasidiaceae. The transcript is spliced from 3 exons. The coding region runs from base 1 to 1056 and encodes 351 amino acids. The record is from RefSeq and is a predicted model, not a curated record.